Nicotiana tabacum (common tobacco) is the source of this 743-nucleotide messenger RNA. The record is from RefSeq and is a predicted model, not a curated record. Lineage: Eukaryota; Viridiplantae; Streptophyta; Magnoliopsida; Solanales; Solanaceae.
GAGAAGGGGGGAAACCAAAUAGCGUAAAAAGAAACCAAAAUUUUCAAUCUCCCUCCCACUAAAGACAGCUUGGUCGCGUUGGAUUUACGCGCUACCCACCCCCCUUCACGCAAAUUGCCUCCUUAUUACCUCAGCGCCUCUCUCUAUUUUCCGCCAUUGUCUCUCUUCCUCCUCCAAUUCAAAUAACCAACCCUUAAAAUCGAUAAACAAUGAGGAAAGGUACGAAGAGAAAGGCUAGAGAAGUAGGAGGCAAAAAAGGCAAGUCCAAGGAAGAGGAGAAGGCUAGUAGCCAAGAACAAACCGCAACCACCGAGGAAACGACCAACAAGAAUGGUGAGCCCGCCCAAGCCCAAGCCCAAACCCAAACCCAAUCAGCUGCGGAGCAAAGCGAAUCUGUUCAGAAAGAAGAGCCUAAGAACAAUGACAAAGAAGGAGAGCCUAGCAAAGAUGUUAAGCGCGGAGCUAAACGAGCCAAGAUUGCUAAGCCUCAGACUGGGACUGAGUACUUCCCUGAUAAGCGUAAUUUGGAAGAUCUAUGGCAAGAGGUUUUUCCUGUUGGCACAGAGUGGGAUCAGAUAGACAUGGUUUACCAAUACAAAUGGAAUUUCUCGAAUCUCGAAGAUGCAUUUGAAGAAGGCGGAGAAUUGCAUGGAAAGAAAGUCUAUCUUUUUGGUUGUACUGAACCACAAUUGGUUUAUUUUCAGGGCCAAUCAAAAGUGACGUGUAUACCUGUUGUGGUUGCU